Messenger RNA from Glycine soja, 1349 nucleotides. RefSeq names its product glucan endo-1,3-beta-glucosidase-like. Gene Ontology annotation, molecular function: hydrolase activity, hydrolyzing O-glycosyl compounds. Bases 234 to 1256 code for a protein of 340 amino acids. The transcript is spliced from 2 exons. Lineage: Eukaryota; Viridiplantae; Streptophyta; Magnoliopsida; Fabales; Fabaceae. Gene Ontology annotation, biological process: carbohydrate metabolic process. The record is from RefSeq and is a predicted model, not a curated record. Gene Ontology annotation, cellular component: plasma membrane.
UGUUUAGAAAUACCAGUAUCUUACAUUCUCAAGCAGUCUAUAAAAGAGUGAAGAUUUUAUAAAUGCGAACCAGAGAUCAUCACUAAAUUAAUUUAUGCGAGUAUUCAUUUCAAUUAUCAAUCACUUAUCUUUUUUCUGUUCCUAUUUCCCUCUCGGUGUUUACAGCAAGAGAGUUGUUCACAAAACCUUCCCCAAUUUAUAAUCUCUAAGUCAGUAUAUACGUAAACAACAACAUGGACUCCAAUGUCGGUUUAGCGCUGUUCGUUAUGACAACGAUUCUACUAAUUCAACAGUUUCCCCUUACAAGUGCUCAAUCAAUCGGUGUGAAUCUUGGCUUAACUGGAGACAACCUUCCUUCCCCAAAAGAAAUUGUGGAACUCUACGAGAAAUAUCAUAUCAAAUUCAUCAGAAUCUUUGAGCCAAGGCAUGACAUUCUUGAAGCCCUUCGAGGUAAACCUUUGGUGCUUGUCAUUGGCACAAAAGAUGAAGACGUACAAACCAUAGCACAGGACCAAAACGCAGCCAACACAUGGGUCCAAACCAAUGUCAUUCCAUACAUAAAGGACGUUAAUUUUCGGUACAUAAUCAUAGGUAACGAGGUGACACCAGGGCCUAUAGCAGCCUACGUUGCAAAGGGUAUUCAAAAUAUGAUCAAUGCACUCACCAAUGCUGGCAUACACAAAGACAUUAAGGUAUCUGCAGUUCUUAAAGGUACUGUCUUAGCAUCUUCUUAUCCACCUUCAGCUGGAACAUUCACCAAUGAAACAACCAACAUUAUCAAACAGAUUGCAACAAUUUUGUUGCAACAUGGUUCACCCAUGAUGAUCAACUCGUACCCUUACCUUGCAUAUUCCUCUGACCCACAACAUGUUUCUCUUGACUAUGCACUCUUUAAGUCAACAAGCCCUGUGGUCACUGAUGGGAGUUACAAGUACUACAAUCUGUUUGAUGCCAUGCUUGAUGCUUAUCAUGCUGCUUUUGAGAAGAUUGGUGUGUCGAACCUAACACUUGUUGUGUCUGAAACUGGUUGGCCUAGUGCGGGUUAUGAGCCUUACACAAGCAAAUUGAAUUCUCAAGCUUACAACAAAAACUUGGUGCAGCAUGUGAGAGGAGGAAAAGGGACACCAAGGAGGCCAGACCAGAGUUUGAAUGUGUUCAUUUUUGAAAUGUUCAAUGAAGAUCUUAAGCAAGCUGGAAUUGAGCACAACUUUGGAGUCUUCUAUCCCAAUAAGAAACCAGUGUAUCCGUUGUUUUAAUUUGGGUUCAAUGCAUUAUGUCAUGCUGAUUUGUUAGUCAUGUCCAACCUUUUAUCUAAAUUUAUAUAAUGAAAUAUAUUAUAUCUUAAUUUA